Messenger RNA from Rubroshorea leprosula, 1548 nucleotides. The record is from the annotation of a GenBank genome assembly. Lineage: Eukaryota; Viridiplantae; Streptophyta; Magnoliopsida; Malvales; Dipterocarpaceae.
CACUAUCUUUAUCUUUUAGAACCCAUGACCCCAGUUGAUUACCUUGAUCUUGGGGAUAAUUGGUAGAUUCCAGAGAUGGGAAAGCUGAAGGCUUUAGGAAAAUGGGGAAGGGUUCAAAAGACUAUCUUUAUAUUGGCUGCCUGUGCUCUUCUUGUCUCCAUUGCCACUCUCUCCAAAUUCUCCACUGUUAGAUCUUUUAUUGUUUCAGAUUCCUUCUGUAAUAAUCACCCAAACCAUGAGACCCUUCCAAUCAGAACCCAAAUUCAAGUCAGAACGACUCUUCAAAAUGUUAUCCUCAAAAUCCAGCGAGAGAUGAAGGAAUUGAAGAAUUCACCGGAGGAAUCACUGUCCUCAACCCUGUUGCGGAACUCUUCUUUCCUUGGUGACAUUCUCGGGCUUCUCGAGUCGGCGCAGGUUUCUUUAACAUCAAAUGAAGGGAAUGAUCUUCAACAGAGGAAUGAAACAGGAUCGGCAAUCCAUCCCCUGUUAAAACCGGAGAAACAGAAUUCCGAUCCGGCCGAGUACUUUUUCAUUGAAGAGAUUCGGAAGUAUGUUAGAGUCAAGCCAAACAGGUUAGGAAAACAGAACUUCAUGGGAGCCAACGGGACAUUCACCAGCAUUGGCCAUGCUUGUUUUGCCAUGAAGUCGGAGCUCGAAGAGUAUAUGGAAUAUGACGUCGGUGAAAUGUGCAACGACGACUGGAAACUGGGUCAGAAGCUAAUGGUGCACGGUUGCGAUCCGUUACCUAGACGGCGGUGCUUCGCCAGAGCCCCGCGGCUGUACAUGAAGCCCUAUAGCAUCAAUGAGUCCCUGUGGAAGCUUCCCGACGACCGCAAUGUGCGGUGGAGCGGAUACAAAUGCAAGAACUUCGCUUGUCUGGCGGGGAACGCCACCGGAAAAGGUUUCUUCAAAUGCGCCGAUUGCUUCAAUCUUUCAGAUCACGAAUUGCCCCGAUGGAUCAAGCAAGGGAAUCUGGACCCAGAAACAAACCAAACAGCGGAUUUUCUUAUCCCUGACGUGCUGGAAAUCAAGCCAGGGGAAAUCAGAAUUGGGUUGGAUUUCAGCGUCGGAACAGGAACGUUCGCAGCCAGGAUGAGGGAAUUCAACGUGACAGUAGUAUCGGCGACGAUCAAUCUCGGGGCUCCGUUCAAUGAGAUGACAGCUCUCCGAGGACUAAUUCCUUUGUACAUAAGCAUAAACCAGAGGCUGCCGUUCUUCGACAACACCCUGGAUUUGAUUCACACGACGAGAUUUCUAGACGGAUGGAUUGAUUUUGUGCUGCUGGAUUUCAUACUGUAUGAUUGGGACAGAGUUCUGAGGCCAGGUGGACUGCUUUGGGUCGAUAGCUUCUUCUGCUUGAAGGAGGACUUGAAUGAUUAUUUGGAAAUCUUCAAGGAGCUGAGGUAUAGGAAGCAUAAAUGGGUGGUUGUUCCAAAGAAAGACAAAGAUGAAAGGGAAGUAUUCUUUUCUGCAGUUUUGGAGAAACCACCAAGGCCAUUUUGAUGCUCAAUUUGUUCUUUAGUGGAAUAGUAAAAUUGCAAUUGAAUG